UGCACAAACUGCCAAACUACUGUAACUCCUCUAUGGAGAAGAGACGACUCAGGUAACGUCAUCUGCAACGCUUGUGGUCUCUACUACAAACUACAUGGCUACCACAGACCCAUCAAAAUGAAAAAAGAAAUCAUCAAGAGAAGAAGAAGA
Molecule: messenger RNA, 150 nt
Organism: Ascoidea rubescens DSM 1968
Lineage: Eukaryota; Fungi; Ascomycota; Saccharomycetes; Ascoideales; Ascoideaceae
Product: glucocorticoid receptor-like (DNA-binding domain)
Exons: 1
Biological process (GO): negative regulation of transcription by RNA polymerase II; positive regulation of transcription by RNA polymerase II
Molecular function (GO): zinc ion binding; RNA polymerase II cis-regulatory region sequence-specific DNA binding; DNA-binding transcription factor activity, RNA polymerase II-specific
Source: RefSeq, a predicted model, not a curated record